AUGGAAUUCAGUGAACCUGCAGAGAAUGCAGGACCAGAAUUCGAUCAGACGUCAUACAGAGUACAGAUUUUUCCUGAUUCCUGGCCUCAACCUGGCUAUCCUUUUGCUGUCAUAUCUUCUCAUUCUCCGGCUUCCUCUAAUGUCACCUACGCUCUGUUCACACCGGAUAAUGAGAAGUCGUUCGCAGUUGAUCCAAACACUGGUGAACUGUUCCUGACCUCAUCGGUUCCGCCUGGUGAUGAGUUCUGCACAUUACUGAUUGCUAAAGAUGCAAAUGGUCGAGAGACUGCUGUACCAGUAGCAAUCAAUACC
Molecule: messenger RNA, 312 nt
Organism: Ostertagia ostertagi
Lineage: Eukaryota; Metazoa; Nematoda; Chromadorea; Rhabditida; Trichostrongylidae
Source: the annotation of a GenBank genome assembly